AUGCCGACUACAAACAGACCGAAGAAGAAGCAGGGCAGAGACACAGCGGUCCAGGGAACCAAUGACAGCAGUGUGGUGAGCAAAGUGUCUGCUGCAGCUCAGGGCUACUUCAAAGAUGACUUUCUCCAACAUUUUGUAUGCAAAGUAGCCAGAAGAGCUCCUCUCAUCAACAGGGGCUACUAUGUGCGCUGGAGAGCUGUGGAUCACUGUGUGAGGAGGUUCCUUCAGGUUACUGCAACAUGCACCAAAAGACAGAUUCUGUCUUUGGGUGCAGGGUUCGACUCCUUGUAUUUCCGUCUGCAUGCAGAUGGGGCCCUGGACAGUGCUGUUGUGUUUGAGGUGGAUUUUCCUGACGUCAUGCGGCGAAAGUCCGCGCUGAUCAGCUCUAACAUGACACUGAGGGGGAUGUUAGACUCCCAUGCACCUUCAACUACAGGACCUUUAUUUGUGUCCAGCAGUCGGUACCGUCUGUUAGGGGUGGAUGUCAGGGAGGAGUCCCAGGUGGAGGAGGCUCUGUGUGCAGCCGGGCUGGACUGGGCUGCCCCCACACUCAUUCUCUCUGAGGUGGUGCUCACCUACAUGGAAACUCAAAGGUCAGACGCUGUCAUCAGUUGGGCAGCAAAGCUCCUGCCUCAGUCCCUGUUUGUGAUGUACGAGCAGAUCCAUCCACACGACGCUUUUGGUCGGAUCAUGCAAGAACAUUUCCUGAAACUGAAUUCGACUCUGCACGCCCUCCAACAAUACCCAGACACCUCGGCACAGAGGCAGAGGUUCCUGGACAAGGGCUGGGAGCAGUGUGUGUGUCUGGAUAUGAAUGACUUCUACUUGGGGCUGGUCCCGGAGGAGGAGCGAGGUCGAGUGGAGAGCCUGGAGCCUUUUGAUGAAUACGAGGAAUGGCACCAGAAAUGUUCCCACUACUUCAUCCUGACGGCAUCUCGAGGCUGUUUGACUGAGCAGGCUUUACUCGCUCAUCCUCCAGUGUCUCCAGUGCCUUCCGUUAGCCCCUGUUGGAGCCCCACAGCACUGAGCGUUCAGACCGUACCAGUGUCCAUGGAGGGGCUGGGGAUGGCGUCCACCUCGGUGAGGCCGGGACAGCUGCUGCUGACCGGAGGCUCCAGCAGAGGAGGCAGAGGGGCAGCGAGCAGUGUCCUCCUCAGAGGUCAGGAGGGCUGGAGGUUGGUCAGCGUGGAGCCGUCUGCAGAUCUGGGUGUGCGGCUCCACCACACGGCUACUGCUUUGCCUGGAGGAGGCGUCAUGGUGUUCGGAGGUCGCUCCUCCCCACUCAGCCCAACCAGAGGCCUCCUCAGAGUGGCUGUUGACCCCAGUGGUCCAGCUGGCUGUCUGGAGUCAGAGGGUGGAGCAACGGUUUGUGUGGAGCAGCUGGUCUGUACUGGAGAUCCGCCGUCGCCAAGAUGGAGGCACACAGCGACUGUGGUCGGUCACAAAGGCAGAAACUUUGUGUGUAUUUUUGGAGGAAAGAACGAAUCAGAGGCCGCGCUGGGCGACAGCUUCUUCCUGAGUCUGGACCAGCAGCACUGGACUGAGAUGCCAGUAGGGGGCGCAGCUCCAGAGGCUCGACAUUCCCACUCAGCUUGUUCAUAUAAGGGAGGUGUGGUGGUGUUUGGAGGCCUGAGCAGAGGAGGAGCACCACUGGGAGACACGGUGCUGUUAAAGCCGACUGAAAGAGGCUUCAGCUGGGAGAGACUAGAUGUUCAGCCUCCUCCGGUUCCCAGAUACUCUCAGUGUGCCCAUGUGUGUGGGGAGAAGCUGGUCAUUGUGGGUGGAGUCUGGCUGCAUCCAGACGGGGUGCCGGGCGUCCUCAUCAUCAACAUGGAAACAUGCAGCAGCGUGGAGUUCAGUCUGGACACGAGCUCGGUGCCGUGGCCUCUGAUGCUCCAAUCGUUCUGCUCGGAGCUGACAGACCCAGAAGAGCUGAUCCUGGUCGGUGGAGGAGGAAACUGCUUCUCCUUCGGGACUCACCUGAACCCUCAGAUUCUCAAUUUGGACCUCAGACCUGCACUAGGAUGAAGCAGCCUCAAAGUGAAACUGUUGAACAGGUUUAAAAGAGCUGACCUCAGGCCUGCUGUAAGGUCCACAUGAGAGUUCUUGUUAUCGACAUCUCAUAAUUACAAAAAAACCAAAACAACGAGGAACCUGUAGCUAUGGGAAAAGAUUAAGUUGGUUUCAUCACUAUGUAUUCAGGCAGGCAGUGGCUUUAUGAUGCUACUUGAUUUAAUUUACCUAAAUAUGGAUAUAUUUAACAUUUUUGCUACAACACAAUUUUGGAUGUUCUUAAAAUUUAAAGAUUAACCCACUGAACUCCAAAAUCUGCUGGCAGGUUUAAAAGGCAUGUUGUCUUUUGAAAAUAUUUCUGUAAUUCCUCAAUUUAUUAGCCAGAAACUGUAAAAUCAAAUAAUAAACUUUUCAGCAGUCCUUAAACAAAUA
Messenger RNA from Stegastes partitus (bicolor damselfish), 2445 nucleotides. RefSeq names its product leucine carboxyl methyltransferase 2 (gene lcmt2). The transcript is spliced from 14 exons. Lineage: Eukaryota; Metazoa; Chordata; Actinopteri; Pomacentridae. Gene Ontology annotation, biological process: tRNA methylation; wybutosine biosynthetic process. Gene Ontology annotation, molecular function: protein binding; tRNA methyltransferase activity. The record is from RefSeq and is a predicted model, not a curated record. Bases 1 to 2028 code for a protein of 675 amino acids.